Molecule: messenger RNA, 14755 nt
Organism: Pocillopora meandrina
Lineage: Eukaryota; Metazoa; Cnidaria; Anthozoa; Scleractinia; Pocilloporidae
Source: the annotation of a GenBank genome assembly
AUGGCAGACAUUUUUCGCUCUGCAUUGAACUACAUAAGCCAAACUGGGAAGUCGGACAAUAACUUCGUGGGGCAGUAUGUCGAGUUAGGACCUGUACAACUCAGAGUACGACGAGUCAUCGCAGAGGGUCAGUCACUGUCUUAUCUUUAUAUUAGAUUUGAAGCUGAUUAUCAUUUGUUCCUCGCCGUGAUUAUUGUUACAGACUUUAUGGUAUUUUAACAAUUGUGUUUUGGUUUUCUAUUGUAGGAGGGUACGGAUUUGUUUUCGUCGCCCAGGACACGUCAACUGGCAAAGAAUAUGCUCUCAAGGUACAACUGAAUUUCACUAUUUAUUAAGUAUACAUCCUGUCUUUCUGUCUGUUAUCAAAGAGGGAAGGUUGUCGCGAUGACAGACAGAAAAAUUAAUAGUAACCGGUGUUCUAACGUAAUAACAUGACUACACUUGAUUAAUCAUGCAAAAGGUAAGAAGAUCAUCGUCAAUUUUUAUCAAAAUGGAAAAUUUCGAGAGGUCGAUGUGCUAUUUUAGCUGUUUUUGUUGUUGAUAGAUAAAAAAUCGAGAUCAGACAAGGUCAAAAACUGUUUGUGAGCCACUUACAAACAAAUGCUCCUUUGAGUGGGUGGGCAUUCUUUAUCGUGGUAUUUUUCAAAUAUCAUUUGUUUUCAGAGCAAUGAUUCUUUAACAACAUUAGUUUGCAUUUUAUUAGAGUUUAUUUGUAUGUUAAAAUGACCUUAGGUGAAAAUUAUUUUAAAUUUAUUAGAUUGUUAAAUGUUUUUACCUUUUUAAGGAUUAAAGUAAUCUUACUGGAACAAUUUAAAAACAAAAAAACUAUUCUUACAACAUUUUGGGUUAAAUGACUUUUAUCAGUUGCUUGUGAAAUUAAUUUUUCUUUGUUUAAACUUUUCAUCACAAAUUGCUCUACAAUGAGAAGUCCAAACAUGAAGGAAAUUAAAUAUUAAUCAGGGAUAAAAUUGAAUCACAACCAAUUUUACCAAAGAUACAUCAUUUUUUUCUAAACUGGAUUCUUUAUUUUUACCCAUUAUUCUUAAAAUCUGCUGAAGGAGGUAUGUAACAACAGAUAAUUUAGCUUGCUAGCUAUUUGGGGUUUGUGAUAUCUAACAUGUAACAGACUUGUAAUAAGGUUUGGUCUUCAGAGUAACAAGUGUAUCAUGUUUCAUUACCAGGAAACUUUGGUCUUUCUGUAGUUGCUUCACUAUAUAAUAUUAAAGUUAAUGAUUAAAAACAAUAUUUAUUUUUUAUCAUGUUUACAAUUUUGAUUACUGUAAAUAUAUAAUAAUGAUAAUGACAACAUUAGUAUGAUUAUAUCUAUGUCUAUUGUUUUACUAGGUUGAUAACAGUAGAUAAAAUACAGUUUAACUUUUUUGCUCUUCAGUCUAAAUCAGUGACCUCCUGUGAAUUAACAUUUGGAAUAUGUUUCCUUUUUGUAGCGACUUAUGGCAGGUGAUGAAGCAGCCAAUAAAGCCAUCCUUAAGGAAAUAACAAUCCUUGUAUCCUUUUUCUACAGUAGAUGUUAUUGGUUUACAUUCUUCAGCGUAAGGAAUUUUUUAGCAAAGGACAUUAAGUUGAUUCAAACUCAGUUGUUCCUGUGAAAACAUAUGAGGGUAUGUUUCUGUUUUGAUGGGUAUGCAUUCAUCUGUGUACUUUGUUACAGCAUAAGGAAUCAACAAUCUGUAAGCAAAGUAUCUUAUAUGUAUUAGCUCUGGUUUGUAACAAGCAUGAAGUAGCCAGGAGUGUCUGUACAGGGAGUGCCAUCUUAACUCCUUAACUAUUUAAAGAAACGUCUCAGAGGACAUCCAAACAUAGUGCAGUUUUAUUCUGCAGCAUCUUUGAGUGAAAAGGAAACUGAACAUGGAAUGUCUGAAUUUCUUAUCCUAACUGAACUUUGCAGUGGUAAAUAUUAUUUUUGCCUACUUCAGAAUAAUUAAGAUUCCACUUUAUUUUGAGUAUUUACAAUUGUUGAUAGGAUUCAAACAAUAUCUGCUUGUGUUAACCCUUUAAUUCCCAAGAUCAAGUUGUUAAUUCUCCCCUCUAGCUACAACACAUUUCUCUGUAAAUAUGUUACAAGAAUUUGGUAUUACAACUUCUAUCUGAUGGGUUUGAGUAUUCUCAUUACCUGUCUGCUGAAUAGGGUACAGAUAUUAUAGGGAGAAGUUACAUGUUAAUCACUGUUGGGGAUUAAAGGGUUAAAAGGAUUUUUCAAAAACUACUUCUCCUUUUCAACAGGAGGAGAGCUGGUUAAGCUGCUACAGGAAAGGUAUGGACAGCCAUAUCCACCGAACCAGGUUUUGAAGAUGUUCUAUCAAAUCUGCCGAGCAGUUGCUUACAUGCACAAACAGACUCCACCAGUUAUACACAGAGACUUGAAGGUGAGCAUGGCAUUUGGAAAGCAGGGAUGGUACUGUAGUGAAAAAACUCACCUCCCACUGCUGGGCCCAGUUUUGAUUUCCAGCGUGGUACUACAAGUGGGUUGAGUUUGUUUUUGGUUCUGAUCUUUACAUGGAGAGUUUUUCUUCAGGUCUUUUUGCUUUUCCUCCCUCACUAAUGGCCAACACUCCAAAUUCUAGAUUAAAUUUGAAAAACAGUGGAAAAAGAGCCAACCCAUGGAGGUGCCUCUGCCUAAUUCUAAUUUAUUUAUUAUUUACUGUAUUUGAUAUUUGAUAAUUUUUACUUUGUUUGUGAACAUUAAAUCAUUUGGCUCUUAUUUUUCCUAAGUUAGAUAAUGCAAUUCUUUGGAUUAAAAAAUUAACCUAUGGGAUUAGCUAUUAAUAGCCAUACUGUGGAUACUGAUUCACAUAUAUGGUGUUUAUUAGUUUUCAAAUCUAUUUGGUUUCUAUUUCCUUUGUUUAAUGUUAUGAUGAUAAAUAUAAUUGUCAUGUUAAUCAAGAAGACCUAGCAUUUCUGAAUUUUGUUUGUUUGUUUUUUUCAUUAAUUUAUAUUUUAUUAUGAUUUUCUGCAUGCAUGAAAUUUUGUUCACUUUUAAAUUGAGCCUUUGAGUUUUUUUAGGUUGAAAAUCUUCUCAUUGGUGCAAAAGGCCAAAUCAAACUUUGUGAUUUUGGUAGCUCAACUACUCAGCAACAAAUACCUGAUGAGUCUUGGACAGCACUCCAGCGUAGUCUUGUUGAAGAUGAGGUAAUUCAAAUUUGCUAGUAUUCAAUUAAGAGUGAAGAUUUGUGUUAUGUUUAGUUGGAUGAUGAUAGUGCCUGUUGAUGUCAAGAUCUUUGAAGCCCUUAGGAGAAAUCAGAAUAAAAUUUAAUCUUGUGAUAACCUCCAUUUUGCUUUUAUACACUAUUUAUCAGCUCCAACGGAACACAACCCCCAUGUACCGUGCACCAGAAAUGAUUGACUUGUACAGUAAUAUGCCAAUCACUGAAAAAGUUGACAUUUGGGUAAGUAUCAAACUUCCACUUAUAUCAUAGCAGAGCUUGCAUAGCCCCAUAAUUAUACAAAAAAAUAGUAGCCCAUCAAGCCGAAAAAGUUUGGAUGUACAACCAUACAAGGUGCUACUUUUAACAUGCAUGGUCAACUGUGCCAUGGGCACACCAACGCCACAGCUUUGUCCAGUAGUCCAGUGGUCAGUGCACUAUACUCCAAGUUGGACGACCCGAGUUCUAGUCCUGGCCGGGGCAAGGCGUUGUGCCCUUGAGACAUGCGGGAAAAAAAAAAAUGCGAGCUCCGCUUUUAGGCUUGGCUAAAUCUAUAUAUUAGUCUUUAUAUAAGAUUACUCUAAUGUUUAAGGGCGGUACCAUUGGUUGCCAUUUGGUAUAUGGCUAAAUGAUUGUGUUGUACAUCUGGACUUAGCUAUUUUAGGAAUCAAACACAUUUAUGUAAUAUUGAAUUGCAAUUGUCAAAUAUUUUGGUAACUUCUCUAUUGAUUGUUUGUAUAUGAUGUUUAUGUUUUGUAGGCCCUUGGGUGUACUUUGUUCUUCUUGUGUUUUAUGGAACACCCAUUUGAAGACUCAGCCAAGCUGAGAAUACUGAAUGCAAAAUACACCAUCCCAGAGAAUGACACUAAAUACACAGUAUUCCAUGACCUUAUCAGUGAGUGAUAUUUUACUGUUAUGUUUAAUUACUUCUAGGUGCAUGUAUGGAUUUGAUCAUGAAUAAUUUAACUGUUUAACUUCCAAGAUGUGAUUGUUGAUACCUUAGGGUUAACCUCCAAACUUCCUUUUCUAGAAGUACCUUUUUUUCUUAGUUUUUCUUUAACCUGUAUAUAUAGUUUGCUUCUAGAAUAAAUAAAGUAUGUAUGUAUGUACCAUCCCCCUAGCUGCUACACAUUUCCAUAUAAAUUAGUUUUGAGAGUUUGGUGUUAGAGCCAGAUAACAACUGCCACCUGAUAAGUUUGAGUAUUCCUAUUACCUGUUUGCUGGAUAAUGUAUGGAUAUUUCUAAAUAGAGGUUACAUGUUAAUCACCUCUGGAAGUGUAAGGGUUAAAAAAAUUGUCUGUUUACUGUAUUGUUCUUCCAGAAUUGAAACCACAUAUCAGUUACCAUUUAAUUUAGUAAAAGCUAGUAACAGAAAGAUUAUUUAAUGUGUAGGAUACAUGCUUCAAGUGAACCCAGCUGACAGACCAGAUAUAAAGGAAGUUCUUACAGGUCUUGAAGCCAUUGCAAUAGCCAUGGAUGUUGAUCUUAAGGGUAAAGUGGUAAGUACACAAUUCUCUUUAUUCCUCAUGGACCAAAGUGACUUUCACUACAGCCCUCUAGCAGUUUCUCCUUUGUGUUGUCUUGUUAACCUGUUCCCAUGACUUUUUUAUAAUAAGCUGAAUGAUUCAUGCCUUUUUAUUGUUUCCUACUUAUGAUCUGUUAGAAGACAGACCCAUAGUUGACAUCACCAUUGACAACAUUUUAUUUUUUAUCCUGUAAAGCAAAACAGAUUCCAUGUUGCCAUGGGUCUGUAUAGUAAUAGAUUACAGAAAAGCGUCAAAAUGUGGUAAGAACAUCGAUGACACACUCAGCUGUACCUUGUGUGUAACUCUUUUGUUCUUACCACACUCUGAUGUCAUCUGUGAUCUAUCACUGUACCUUCACACAGCAUCAUGGAAUCUAUUUGGGAAAUAGACCAUACCCUAGAGAUCAUGUUUUUUUUUGUACCUCUUGUUGAUUCUUGUUAAUUUCUGUGCAAUUUAAAUUGAUUAUUUUAAAUUGAAUUUGGAAAAAGGUAGCUUCUGUUUUAAAAUUUUUGCCUCUAUUGCAAUUUUAGAGAGAUGAUCUCCCACAGUCUUCUGGAGAACAAUCAUCUCAAGGUGAGCUUACACACCUGCUAUGAUUUCAACCUUGCAUAUCCACAUAGGACACCUCUUCCAAGCAAUAAAAUGCUUCUUUCAAUACCCUGUAGGAUUGUUGUGAUUCAUGUAACCUGUAUUGGUCAUUAAAUUUUGUUAAGGACAUUUACUAAAGGUAGAUCCACUCCCUUGUUGUAAAAAUGUAAACCAUUGAGUUACACCACUUUUUCGGAGGUUUCCAAUACUUAAAUGUAAGAUUAUUAAACGACCUUAACCCUUAAACUUCUAGAAGUGAUUAAUAUAUAACUUCUCUCAAUGAUAUCCAUACAUCAUACAGCAAAUAGGUAACAAGAAUACUCACACCUAAAAUAUACUAAUAUUCAAACCUAUCAGGUAGAAGUUGUCAUCUAGUUUUAACUUCAAAUUUUCGUAAUUACUUCAGAAGGAAAUGUGUGGUAGCAAGAGGAGAGAAUUAUUGAUCAGAUCUUAGGAGAUAAAGGGUUAAGUGCCAAUUGUUUAUUAGCAAACAAAGGUGUCUGUUGAAUUGUGUGUUCAUCGUAAAUCUUCUGUCUGUUAUAGUUGGUGCAAGUGGCCCACCUGUGUCACCAUCUCCAUCAUCAGGAAAUUCUGCAAUACUUGGUGGAGUAGUCAAAGGGGCCAACAGUUUUUUCAGUAACAUAAAGGAUAUGUCCAACAAGGUUAUGCAAUCUGUGGCAGGGUAAGAAAUCAUUUGAUGUAUGCUGCAUUUAAUCAAGUUGUUGCUCAUUCAUUGUUUCCCUGGUCACUUUAGUGCAAUGAAAGGGUUAGCUUGGACUUUGGUAGAUAUUUAUUUCCAAUCAUACUUAAAAGUUAUAAAUGUAAACUUCACUUGAAAUGCUGUUGUUACUUUUAAACUCAAACUAAUUCUCAAAUCUUUGCCUCUCAUUAGAUAUGUCAAGAAUGAUAUUGACUUGUCGUACAUUACAUCUCGAAUCAUGGGUAGGUACAUUCCAGAGAAUCUCCAUCCUGUCUCUAGAAAAUUUUUUUCCUCAAAAUUUGUUAUAACAUUUUGUGUUAGCUAAUUUACUUUUCAUUGUUUGUGUCUUUGCAGUAAUGUCUUUCCCAGCAGAUGGGAUUGAGUCAACUUACAAAAACAAUAUAGAUGAUGUGAGAGAUUUCCUUGAUGCAAAAUACCCAGAUAAUUACUUGAUCAUCAAUGUAUCACCCAGAACAUACAGAACAGAGAAGCUUGGAGAUAGGGUAUGUUUGAUUUGAUUAAAAACUGUUGAUUUGGUGGCUAAAUUGAAGGGUCGUUGAAGUUGAUACUGCUAUAUUUACAUUCUUCUUAAUCUUUUUUUUCUAGUUAUAUUGCAGAAAAUGUAUCCCACAUAUCUCUUUUUUAUGUUACUACCCUUUGCAAUCUAUAAUUACCACUACGUAAAGUUCUAAAUUUGAAUUAUUUUUCACAUGUACCUUGCUACUAUUCAUUUAUCUUGGAUAAAUAAAAUAUCAGAAUUGACUGAUUUGCCUCUUGCUGCUUAGUUCAGUUGGUUGGGCAUUGUAGUGGUGUGAUGAAAGUCACAUGUUAAAAUCCCAAAGUUCAAAUUGUUUUCAACUCCUGCCAACACACAUUGUCUCUAUAGCACUCCUAUUGUCUCUAUAGCACUCCUUAGGGGGCUUUCCAACAUCUAUUUUGUAUAAGAAACUUUGCCAUCUUUGGAAUUGAUAAUUAAUUUGAAAUUAACAGCUACUUCUACAACUAUUUUUUCUUACAGAUUAUGUAACCUUAUUUCUAGAGUGUGAUUUACUUAAUUAAAAGGUUGUAGCAUUGAUGGCUAUUUUAACUGUGAUCACAGGUGAUAAACUGCUGCUUAGUGGGUCACAGGCUGCCUCCUUUAGAGAAGCUGCUAUCCUUGUGUAGGAAAAUCAAUUCUUGGUUAAGGACUGACAGGAAGCAUGUUGUAGUCAUUCACUGUCAGGUACACAAUCUUGAAGAUUUUUUGUUUAAUUAACUAUGGUUGAGAAGUAAGGUUUUUUUCAGAGUCUUAAACUACAGUGUUUGUACAGUGUUAGUGCAGCAUAUAUGACUAAUGUGAUACUUUUGGUUUAUCACUUAAGCUAUUUUAAAGGUUAUUAUAUGAAUAUGUGAUUGUAGUAGGAGAGGAAGGAGUCCAAUUUAAUCAGUAAUCAUACAAUUUGUUAAUUACUAGUCUGAAUACAGACAGAUGUGGGAGACUUCAAGUUUUGUUACCAAGUAAUCAAAACUAUGACAAAAUUUGAGAAAGGUUCCCACAACAGACAACUGUUUAAGUGGCAAAAUGCACUACAACAGCAAACAUUCAUAUUGUGUACUGUACAGUUACACAGGCAUGGUGCAUACACUGUCCAAUUACAAGCAUGAUGCAUACAUUGUCCUUUUAGCCCUCAAAUCAGAUUGAUGAUAACCAAUUACAGUUGAGAACUUUGAUAUUAACAGUUUUGAUUAGUAAUCAUAGUAAUGUUCUGAAGAUUCAAAUAGCUACAGUGACAGACUCUUUAAAACACCUCUUCAUGCUUCAGCUUCAUGUUGAGAGCCACCUAUUCAUUUUAAUGAUCUUCUUUUCAUUUAAAAUUUCUUUGGCAAGUGUUUGAUGUAUGUACUUCCCCAAGUGUGUGCUAAGUUACAUAAUGAAUAAUGUUAAACCCAAUAUUUACCUCUCAUCAUUCAGGAUGGUAAAGAAGCAUCAAGUGUUAUUGUUGCUGCUUUUUUUGUCUUCUGUAAAUUAUUCAAAAAUCCAAAUGGAGCUGCAGACAUGUUCAGUAUUCGCCGCUGUGGUAUUGGACACAAAGUUUCACUCACUGCUUCACAGGAGCGGUAGGUGUUAAUUUCUGUAAUCAAGAAACUGUGUACUUUUUUUUACCAGUACACAUAUGAUUGACCUUAAAUUACUGUAUUUGUAGUGCAUUAAUAAUUUUUUUUUUUCAACUCUUUAGCUAUUUACUGUACAUCACACAACUGAUCAAUAACCAAGAAUUGAAACCUCACAAGUAUUCAGUGUACAUCAAGUCUGUAACAAUGUAUCCAGUUCCAGCCUUCAACAAAGCCAGGUAAAGACUUUCACACAAGCCAAGCUUAAGACUGAUGCUGCCAUUUUAAAUAUGUCUCUCAUUCUUCUGACUCAUCUUCUUUUACAGCAGUUCUGUUGCCCCUAUAAUUUUUUGAGUUUGGCUCAUUGUGAUUUUAGAACAGGAACCUAAAAUGUUCUCAUCCUUUGUUAGGAAUGGUUGCCGUCCAUUUAUUGAGGUUUACAAUGGAGAACAGAGAAUCCUUACCACAGUAAAAGAGAUUGAAAAAAUGAGGUAGAGAGUUUGCAAUUGAAAAAUGUAAUUUAGGGUUUGACAUAAAUUGAAUACGGCUUACUAACCAAGUUGGAGGUCCAUACUGUGAGAUAUAGACCAUGUAGAAAAAAGUAGAUUCUGUAACUUACAGUACAGACUAGGAAAAUAGGUUGAUAAAUAUUUAUUACAUCUCUAGUCUCAAAUUGAGGGGCAAAAUUUCAAUUCAAACAAGCCAUUGAAUGUAGCAGGCUGUACAGUGAAAUAUGGCUAGAUUAAUUCACCAAUCAAUAGCACACAUGCUACAUUUGUAACAGAGAGAUAUUUUAGAAGAAUUAAUUUCCAAGUUCAAAUCAUUUAUACUUUUUUUUUUUUUUUAAUUCAGGGAGUAUGAUCUAGGGGAUGGAAAAGUAUCAUUUCCCGUGAACCUCACUUUACAAGGUGAUGUAACAGUUGUAGUAUACCAUGGCCGAUCUACACUUGGAGGAAAGGUUCAAGGAAAAAUGACUUCCAUGAGAGUCUUUAUGCUUCAAUUCCACACUGGAUUUAUCAAGACUUCUGCACAUAAACUUAAGUACUCACGGUAUGCAUACAGUAAAUAACUUUCCACCCUUUUUUUUUUCUUUUAUGUGAUGUUUUCUUGUUUUCUAAUUAUUUUGGUAAUUUAACCCUUCACUGGCUGAUAUCAGUAUACAUAUCCUCCAUGCUCUUCUCUGUACAUUUCCUUCGGUACUGACAAGGAGAAUUUGUUUUACAAUCAGUGCUUCAUAGGUUGGCAAUCAUUUCAUGUAUUUUUGUGAUGUUUAUGAAUGAUUGAACUGUAGUAGUACUGUAAGAGGAAAUUAGCUGCUGGUUGCUUUUAGGGCCUAACAGGUUUAUGGACCAGCUUGAUAACAAUAUUUCUCUUUUUUAUCAACUUACACAGAGAUGAGGUGGACAUCAACAAGGAUGAUGAAAGCAAGUUUACUUCACGUUUUACUGUUACACUUGACAUCACUGUUGAUGCAGAGGAAGCAAGCAGUUUGCCAACUCACACAUGGGACACACUCAAAACUGAGAAACUCUUCCCUCAAGUUUGUUUCUCUACAAAGGAAGAAUAUCUAGAAUGUCAGGAAGAAUUUGGUUAGUAGCAACCCCGACCUUAUCCUGUUUUGGCAAUCCCCAGCUAUCUUGAAACUUCUUUGUCCCUUCCUCUCUCAUUGAAUUUCAUGGCAAAGUCUUACAACAAUGCAAAGCUCAGUUGAAAGCAAAGAGCAACAAUAAUGUGGGGCAGACUAGCAGUUGUAUAAUAUUUCCACAGUCCUUUACAAGGAUGAGACUUUCUCUGUCAGUGUCAUUCUCAAUAAUAGGUGAAUACCUUUUUCUAACCAUUCCUUAUAGCUUAUUAUUACCUGGUUUGCUUGUUCACAGUAAACGCAGAUGAUCGCGAAUCAAACAUGGUUUUCAGUUCAAAAUCAAAUGAAAUAGAAGAGGAUGAUGACAAUGAGGAACUCCAAGUUCCUUCUGAUGAUGGUAAUGAUGGUGCAACAGGCAGUAAGCCAAACAAAAACUUCCUUUCAUCGAUUGACUGGAAUACUAAAGGUGCAGGAACCAACAGCAGUGAUGAUGAGUUUGAAAAUCUGCGUGACAAGGAUCACGACAAUACUUCUCAACAAGCACACAAGACUCAUAAUUUCUUCUCUGAAAGGGAAGGUGUUGGAAAUGACUUGGAUGAAAAUUUAGACUUGUUUAAUUUGAAAUCACCAUCAGGUGAUGAAUUCAAUACCAACUUGCUUAAUUUCAAGACUGCAGGUGAAACAAAUGGUCAUCUGUUUAAUUUGGAUGACGAUGAUUCAGAUUCUGAUGAUCCUUCUUACCAGGUAGAUUUGCUGAAUUUAGGCAGUGGUCAACAGAAUCAGGGAGUUUCUUCAAAGCCAACAUCUAACAUCUCAGUCGUGGAUGACAUGGGAGUUGAUCUGUUGAAUUUAUCACCAGCAGGAAGUAAGGAUAGUCAAAAUGUGGAUCUUGUCAGUGGAACAGAGAAGAGCCCUCAUCGAAAAAUGAAACGAAAUAAAAGUGCUGAUGAUGUUCUUAGUCCUGGACUGCACGAGGAUGAUGACUUCUUCAAUCAGAUGGGUAGUCGUAGCUCCAGCUCCAGCAGGGAAAAUGUAACUUCAUUCACUGUUGCUGGUGCAGAUUCUGCCACAUUUGAUCCCUUUCAGACUACAAGGACUAAAUCUCCUGAUCUGUCCUCAGGGGGUAAUGGGAGGGAGCCAGCAUCCUCAGACCUAUUUGAUCCAUUCAGCUCUAAAAGUCCAAGUUCAAAGCCUUCUGAUGAGUUUGAUCUUUUUGGUGCCAAGCCAGGUCAGGGCAGCAGCAGUACAGAAACAUUUCCACCCUUAAGCACAAAUAAUGGUGGAUCAAACCUGAAUUCAUUUGAUCCAUUUGGAAAGACCUCCACAGAGCAAGACCUCUUUGGAAUUGGUGGUUCUCAGGCUCCCACAACCACAGCUCAGGCUCAAACACAGAGCAAUACUGAUCUGUUUGGAGACUGGGGUGACUCAUCAUCAGAAACUCUUCAACCAUCUAAAGUUCCAUCACCAAUUCCUCAAAGAGCACCAACCAGCCCAGCACCACAGAACAAACCUACAGCAACACCAAAUGAUCCUUUCUCUGACUUUGGAAAUUUGACAUCAAAUUUACCAAAGUUUCCCUCUGUUCCAACAUUUAAAGCAGGUACAUCAACUUCACCCAAACCACAAAAGAAACCCGAGUCCUCCACUAGUGGCAAUCCCUCUUGGUCUCGUCCAGCCCAGCAACCAUCUUGGCAUUCUGGGGCUAAACCAAGUGGCCCAUCAAAGGUUCCACAAAAACCAAACUAUGCACCCUCCUACAGUAUGUCUGGUUCUUCUGGGGUAUUUGGAAACUAUGGACAAAAAUGGAGUGGUAAGAAUGUAUUUUUUCUAUUAAAUUACUCUAGUUUAAUCUCUAUAAUUAUGAGUGUAGACCCUUGUAAAUCUUUUCUCUAUCAUUUUAGAGGACACACCUCAACUCUGAUUGAAGGAGUAGUAUGAAAUGGAACCAAUUUGAUACCAAUGAUGUAUGAGAGUAUAAGGGUGAAAUAAACUUCACCCUUUCAGCCCUAGUAGUGACCAAACAAUCCUGACUCCUUGUUGUGUUGUUAAAUUUGUUUCAAAGCAUUCUUUAAUGAUUUCUUUUUCAGCACCCAAACCAGUUGGCCAAAAUGAGUUUAGUGACAUUCUAAAUGCACAAGGUUUUAAUCGCCCAACUGCACAAGGAGCACAAGGGGCACAAACUCUAAGCUCUCUUAAAAAGGAACAAAACAAACCUGAUGACCCUAUCAAGGCUAAGGUACUGUACUAUUAAGAACAUAAAUCAUUAAUUAAUUUAUCAAUUUUAUGACCACUGGUCAUCUUUGCAACCAUUCUUUACCUUGAUGGUUGUUCACCAGACUGACUUGACAUGCAGCAUCCACUUAGAAAAAUUUUUUUUUUUUUUUUUUUUUUUUCAAGGUUGAGGAGUGGUCUGAAGGUAAAAGAGGCAAUAUUCGGGCCUUAUUAUGCUCACUCCACCUUAUACUGUGGGAAGGAGAAGACAGAUGGAAACCAUGUGGCAUGCACAAUCUUGUUCAACCUGAACAGGUAAUAUAUAAUCACCACAAAUAGUUUAUUAUGAUUAUGCUAUGAAUACAAGCAUCACUCUCAGAUUUACUAGACUUGGGAUUUAUUUAUUGAAAUUUGUGUUUAGUAAUUUAAUGAGCUUUAUGUUCUAACUCAUUGGUUGGUCUUGUAAUAAAAACUACAGAGAAAUUGAAACCUUUUCUCCCAAGAUAUUAUUGGUAAUUCUCCUUACUGUCUACUAUUUAAUCGUUGUGAUGUAAAUUCUGAGGAUUUGGUAUUGGAUCAUUUAAUAAUCCCAUAAUUGAUAUUUUUGUUUAUUCUCAUCCCUUUUCUGCUUGCUAUUAUAAUAAAAAUUGUAAUUAGAAAUUCCAUCUUGGUCAGUCAUGGGAGUUAAAGUGUUGAAGUGUUUCUCCGUGAUGAGUCUUCAGAAUGUUCUUAUUUUAAAUGCAUUGACAAACAGAUCAAUUCUUUAUUGUAGGUGAAAAAAUGGUAUAGAAAAGCUGUACUAUCAGUACAUCCUGACAAGGUGGGUACAUCUUUCCUUGAAAAAUCCAUAAAUUCUCCAAAAUUAAUUUCUUUACAUUUCAGUCUACAGUCAUUCAGAGAAUUUGUGGUAUCAUCACAACAUAGUUUUGAAAACAUAAAUUCUUGUUUGUUUGUUUGAAAUGAAUUACCUGAAUAUGUUGGCAGGAAACUAACAAGGUUAACUGCUGUUAUGGAAGUCAAUUUGUCAAAGGUUAUUUUACCAGCAGAUCAAAUUAUGAUUUAUUUUAUGUGAACUGUUAACUGUGUCACCUUUACAUAUACUAAUGUACUAUUAAUGUGAUCAGAUGCCUGGCUUUCUAUCCCAGUUAGUAUGUGGGAGGCACUGUCCAAUUUAAAUUAAAGCCUUAAUUUUUCCAGACUUCUUGACCCUAAUUAAAUAGUAGUUAACCUUUAAAAUUUGCUAGUCUCCUAUAUACUGGUCAAGUCAGAUUUAUGUGAUAUGUACAGGACAGAAAUCUGUUCAUCAACACUGAUUCCUUAUUUUACUUUUUAGCUGACUGGCAGCCCAGAAGAGCCACUAGCACGUGCAAUUUUUAUGGAAUUAAAUGAUGCAUGGGCAAUAUUUGAAAAGGAGGGAUCAAAACCAUUAUUUUAAAGGGAAAUGUUAAAACACAUGUUGUAUUAGUCAAGUGGCAAGAGUCUUAAAAUCAAUAGAAAGAGACACAGCUGAACCAGUCUCUGCUGGUGGGGUCAUAGAUAAUUAAGAGAUACAGUUAGUAUCAUUUGUAAAUGUGCUAUGAUUUGUCAAUUUAGUGGGUAGACAUUUUACUGUACAGUCUGACAAAUUCAAGAGUUGGUUUGAACUGAAAUCUUCCCUCAUCUGUUUGAACUCCUAGAAAAAAAAUCUUGCUUAUCUUGUUUUCUCUGACUGUACUUAAAUUUACAUAACUACAAUAGGACCUCAAACUCAUUUAGUAAGAAGUAUGUAUAUUAAACGGCUAAGAAUAUAUGGAAGUCAUAUAUUUGACCUUAAAGACAUGGAUGAAAGUGAUCCUCGCAGUAAUGUACACUACUUGAGCAGUAGUGAAAAUAAGGCCUGAAAAAAAAUUCAGGCCUGUACUGCACUGGUAUCACAGAAGUCAUGGGUUCAUAUCCCGUACAGGCCUGAAUUUCUUUCAGCCCUUAUUUUCACUACCACUCAAGUAGUGUACAUUACUGCAAGGAUCACUUUUAUUCAAGUAUGUAUAUUGUUGGGAAAACACACGCUUAUUUGUAGAUGCUACAAGUUGAUGUACAUGUUUAUACAUUAUUUCUUGAGAGAACUACUGAGAAUCACAAAUCGUUUAUCACAAUCUUACUUCAUAUCAAAUUCUUCCCCUCCCCUCCCUCCCUAUCCCUGAUAUCCUUUGGACAAAAAGUAUCAAUGUUAUUGUCAAAGAUAAUGCCAAUAAUGACUUUAAUUUAGAACAACUACCUUGAUUCAUGUUGUUUUUUCUUUAAGGUAUUAAGUUAUCUUUCCCAGUGAGGGGUGUAAGGAGUAUUAUUUUUCAUGAAAAAAAGGAAGCAGAACAAUUCUGGUAUUUGUGGUCAAAUAAUAUAGAGUUGACUGAGGGGUAUUAUUUUUAAUUAUUACAAGAUAAGAAAGAAUCAAAACUUCUUAGGAUGCAAAUUUGUUUCAUCCAAGAGACUCACAUAGAAGUAGUGAUGUGUGAAAUAAUGUCUAGUGGAUAUUAAUCUUUUAAAAAAAAAGUCCUUGCCAUCAAUAGUAACUAAUGAGGAAUUAAAAAUUACUUGCAGUAGCUUGGUGAACAUGUCAUAACUCACUGUUUUUAAGAAUAGCUCAUCUACUCCAGACAUCUUGUUUCGAGGGGAUAACCUGGUCAAAAUGAUUGAUGAGAGUUGUGUCUCAUUCAAAGUCGACAGUGUGGAAAAACUUUGUUUUUAGAUUGUCACUUGCUAUGGUGCAUUGGUCAAUUUUUAAUGAAGGGUGGGUACAAGCCACUAAAUUAGAUGAAGCUUCCCAGUAAUAGUGUGUGCUGGAUGUAUUAGCCCUCAGUUCAUGGGAAUUACCUAGUAAUAGUUAUCAAAACAAAGUUUAUGCUAAGGGUAGUGCUAA